Paramecium sonneborni is the source of this 804-nucleotide messenger RNA. NCBI's taxonomy places the organism in Eukaryota, Ciliophora, Oligohymenophorea, Peniculida, Parameciidae. The record is from the annotation of a GenBank genome assembly.
AUGUCACAAACAGAAGAAAUCUUAAAAAAAUACCCUAAAUAUAUGCCAACCCUUGUUAGAUAUGAGGAGCCAAUUGAAAUUAAUGAAGAUGAAAUGCAACUUGAGAUGUAAGAACAAGUCCUAAAUUAAAAAAAAAAAUAAUAACUGUAGCCUCUGGAUCAAAAAUGGUCAAUUGAUGAAAUUUUGAAUAAAUUCUUCCCUCCCAGAAGAUUUGAACACGAAUCACAUUUCUUUAAAUAGGUUGUUAGUGUCAAUGAUGUAAAGAGAGAUGAACUCAAUUAAUUAGAAGAAGAUUUAAAUGAAAGAUUAAUUGUGAGAUAGGCUCGGUACAAUUAAAUUAUAAUUAUAAUAGUAAGAGUGGUAUAUGUCCUGUAAGAGAAGAUUUACAUAGUUAAUUAUUUGAAGAAAUUAUAAGAUAGAGUGCUAUCAAUUGUCCAGAAAGAGGACUUUUAUUAAUGAGAGUCUAUGAUAAUUUGAAAUUAACAUUCGCAGCAUAUCAAACUCUAUAUGCUGGUUCUGUUGUGUUUGGAAAUAGAAAAGCAGCAGAAUCUGAAAUUGGUAAAAGCGAAUAGGAUUCUAAAAUUGCUGAUUAUGAUAAAAAGAAAAUUUAUUUGGAAAAUUAAAAGAUCUUAUUGGAGAAUGAACUAGACGCUAUUUAAAGAAGUUUUAAAGAAAUAAGAGAAUUAGAAAAAAGUAGAAUGGAUUCCGAAAUGCAAUUUUUAAAAUAACAAACUAAACAUUUAGAGCAUUUUCUUAAAUAAGUGCAAUCGAAUUAAUAAUGAUUUAUUAAGAAUAUUAAUAUGG